GGAAACGCGGGGAUCGGUGCUGCCGGACGUUCUUUGCAAUUGAUUGACAGGUGGGAAUCUAGAUAUGCUCGUUGCCGACGGUCAUGGAACUUGAACCAGUUCGCAGCGUGCCCCGAGACGCGGGGUCCAUUGACAUGGAGGACAUCUGCCAAAAUACACAGUUACUGCCCGAGGACACCCUCCAAAAAAUUGCCAAGGGUCCGUUGGUGAAAUUCACUAUUGCCUGCGAUGAUAUCCAGAAAGUCACGAGGCUGUUUGAGAGCCUGAGAUUGGCAUUUGCAUCAACGGCGGUCACUCAUUCUCACACUACUGCUGCAUGCAAUGCGUUGAGCGCCUUUCUGGAUGCGGCAUUUGUGUCGAAGCGGGAAGAAACCAGGCGACUAGCUCGAUCCCAGGAAGUAUGGGUUUCUGUCUUCGUGACCUUCUUAAACCGAUAUAAGGAUGUAAAGCCUCGUCCGAUGAAGCAAGUCCUCGAGUCGCUGGUAGUCAUCCUGGCAAAAACUCGGGACGAGCCUCAAAGGGACUCUAUCCAAGAGAGGAUUGUGGACGAGGUCCUCCCCAGUGUUAUACUUGGCGAGGCCCGUUCUCGAUUGAAGGCCUCGAUUCUUGCCAUGGAGAUGUUGGUGCGCAAGAACGCGAUCCUGCCUAUCGAGCUAAUCUCAGCGGUUGACGCCUGGCUUUUGAAGAACCCAAAACAAUGGCCCUCGGUCCUGCAAGAGGAAUGCCAGGUUUCAGGGAUAGACCCCUCGCUUUUCUUGCGGAGAUCUUCUGAAGAUACAGCUUCACGUGUGAGCUUCCAAAAGACGGCAACUGAGAUUCUGGUUUUUGGCGUUCUGAAUCGAGCAAAGGCUGUCGAGCUGGCGCCAUCUGUUGGAGAGGUUCUGGCAUAUUUCUUCCAGAAACUGCAGCUUUCAGUCGACUCCUGUAUCCUGUCCCGUGAGGAUGGAGAGAGUUUGGCCUCGGUCUGGGUGAAACCGGUGAAAUACUUUCUAUUGAAGAAUCUGGAUAUCUUGGAAAAACUGUCCAACCAUAUCCUUCACAGCUUGUUUAGUGUGAGCACGGGUGGUUUCCUCCGUUUCAUAGAAACCUUGCCUUUAAAAAGCCUCCUCGAUGGUGAUAUGAGCAGUUCCUCUUCGGCAGAACUCACGGUUCUCUUUGCAUCAUUGCAAAUAGCAAAGAAGACCGGCUUGGUCCAUGAAGAUCUUUACUUUUCCAGGGCAAGCACCGCAAGCAAACAGGCGGAGAGCGCGAUUGUUCUGAAGAGCGAGCUCAUCGGUCAAUUCCUCUUCCACCAUGAUUUUAACAUUAGAAUGGCCGCGCUGUCUCUCCUAGUCACAGCGCCAUCCACAACAAAGCCAGUUUCUGCGGCUGCUAUUAGGGUUGUGCUUAAGAGUUUGCCGUCUCUUCAUGCCGAAUCUGAUCCCUGCUCUCGAGGAGAAAUCUUGACCCUCAUCCGUGGAUUAAUCGUGCGUGUGAAAGGCGGAAUUCUAGCAGAUAAAGAGAAUCCCGUUGAAGAGAAGAUCACUGUAAACAAAAAGAAGCAGCUCGUAUUUGCCCGGGACGAUGCCGAAACUGAAGCAUGUAUGAAGAACUAUCUCGAGUUUCUCUUGACGGAUUUGCGACCGACAGCCUCUUACCAUCGCCAUAUCAUGGCUCUCAAGACUCUGAUUCUUCUUCUGGAGUCGGGAUUGGAUGAUCGCUACACAGGUUCCGUAUCUGGCAAACCGGAGGGUCGCCAGGUGAGGUGGAAAUUCAACAUGGAUAUUUUUGGAUCCAGAUUGUUGAGGCUACUGGUGGAUCUUCUGCUGGACCCCUUUGAGGAAGUGCGAGGAACAGCUCUUAAUAUUCUGAAGCUGUUCCCAUUGCCAGUUCUCCUGGGUGGCGCGUCUCAUUCAGCUGUUGGAAAGCCUGAGCUUAUAGAUGCCAUUACCAAAGCAGAGCAGCUAGCCAGCAAUACCAGCAGAGCUGACCAUGCAGAUACGGUUGCCCGACUUUUUUAUCUCAUCUUCUGCACUGCUAGUCAAAGCAAGGUAAAUGAUGAUGGUAUCUUCCAUUGGUGGGAUACAAAGGCUGGAGUCGUUGAAAUGCUCCUUGGGAAACUGGAAGAGAAGCUGUCCCUUCCAGAAGGGCUUUUCCACUCAUCUCUGCGUGACGCCCCCCUUCAUGGGUACCUUUGUGCCCUCAGGUACAUCGUUUCGACCCCCAACUUCUACUCAGUCAUACCUAAUGACGGGCCUGUCGACGGUGAGAUCUGGAGAGCAAUUCAUUCAAGGAUCUCAUCUUGCUGUGAUAAGAUUUGGGACGAAGUAAAGCCCGUGCUAUGCAUCGACUCACCUGAAGGGCAUGCAGCUGAACCCAUUGAGGACCUCAAAGUAGGCCCUAAGGAUAUUCUUUCCUACUCCUGGCGGGCCCUUCGAGAGUCUAGUCUUCUUCUCAACGCCACUCUUUCCAACGAGACUUACGGCCCAGAAUUAGGGUUGAAUAGAGAAGACUAUGAGAAAAUUGGGAGGGCAAGCUUCACUCAAUUGGCCGAGCUCCGCCACCGAGGAGCAUUUUCGACCGUUGCUCAGACAUUCGCUUCUUGUUGCCAGCGAUGCGGACAAUCCAAAAAGAGGGAAAUCUCUGAGCUUCCUCUACUUUGGUAUCAGGAAGCGAAGAAAAUCAUUUUUGAAUCGGCCUCGAAACUCACCCGCCGCUCAGCAGGUCUGCCAGCUUUGAUAGCAGGAAUUCUUCUAUCCAAGCCCGGAGGACCGCUAUUCCACCAAGUAAUUCAAGAACUUCAGGAUAUUUCCCACCUGCCUGCGAAACACGACGAACAAAACCAAGUCCUGGAAUUGCCUCAGGUUCAUUCGAUGAAUUGCUUGAAAGAGAUCUUCACCAAUGCUAGACUCGGCCCUCACACUGAAGCCUUUAUCAUGCCCGCCCUGAAUCUAUCAGCCGAACGUAUGGGCUCCCCGAUAUGGGCUUUGCGCAACUCAGGCCUGAUGCUCUUUAGGGCUUUGCUAAACCGCAUGUGCCGCACAGACUUUGUGGGUUUCGGAGGCCAGUCAGGAUCAGAGCCUGGUGCUAGAAUCUCCUUCCAGAAGUAUCCCGGUCUUGUCCCAUUGCUGUCGGCUCUUCUUGAGCCUCCAAAACAGAUCAAGAUCGCCGAGCAAGGGGAUACGGCUAUGGUAACAGAGCGGGUGUUUCCGGCCCUCGAACUUAUUGCCGAAAAGAUGCCCAACUCCCCAGAUACUAACGAUGAUAUGUUGCGUGCGCUGGUUCGCGAGCACCUGAAAAGUCCAGUUUGGGGUAUCAGGGAGCAUGCAGCCCGCGUGUACGCUUCGUUACUGAAUCGUUCCGAUAUUAUUGAGAACAUUCAAUCACUGCUCAAGGCGCGCGAUGCCAAAACCCAAAAUUAUCUCCACGGGGAGGCCUUGUGUAUUAAGUAUUCCUUGCGCAGGUUUUCCUGUCUGCCUUUCGCUCUUUGGAAUGAACGUGUCGGAGAAGUGAAGUCGACCAUAGAAGCAGUUUUCUCAUCAUCGUUUCCAGCGGCUGUAUCUCCUUUCCUUGUAACAACCUUGUUGGAGAUACUGAGUGAUGCCGUGGAGAAGAGCAUCGAAAAUGGCGUUGAAGGCGAAAUGAUCCCACUUCUCGACAAAUUUUUCGAAACUUACGAUAUCAUUGACAACCUGGAUUAUGUCUUCGAUUCGUCUCAUCCGUCUUGGACCACCCUAAGCACAACUCGUGCGUUUUCUCUCCUUCGUAGAGAGCUGGCAUGGAUCACAGUUCUGAAAAAGUUGGUCAAGGGCGAAACGGAUGAUCUGGUUCCGUUUAUGCUCCGGAUUGCUACUCUUGAUCCCAAUACUUGUCAAUGGCUUCUGGAACAGACACAUGCUACGUUCGGGGUAAAGGAGCAUUACCGAGGACCUUUGCUUGAUCUCUACAAGUCUACCAUUCUUGAAGGUUCUCCUGUGGAAGUUAAGAUACCUGCCAUCUCAAAUCUGGCGGCUAACUUGCAGUUCUUGGUCGAUUUUAACAAGACCGAAGUGCCAUCUAUUGACUUGCCCUGGGAAGCCCUGGCCAAGGAAAUUAGCAUUAACUCGACCAGCAAGGGUUUUAACAGAGAUAGAGCCGAUGUGGAACUGCAACUUCAAGGGUGUCUGCUGGCCACAAAGUCAAUCAUCUUACACCAGGAACUCUCUGAGACGGAGAUCCUGCAAUGGGCCACACGGCUUCGAUUCGCGUUGCAGGAAGAUACGGAAUUCACGACGAGAUACGCUGCCGCAACAUCCAUUACGGCAUUCGCUCGAGUAUUACGUCCCCUGGGAAUGGCCCCUCGUGUGGAUGCAGCUUUCCUAGAAGUAUACUUGAUCCUGUACGAUUUGCUCAAUGACGACGACGAGGAGCUGCGUGAUAUCGCUGCUUCGACUGCGUCGUGGAUUCUCUCGUUUUCCUCUGUCUCUCCUCCUCAGAAGAACGUCACCCUCUCCCCACUAAACGCAAGCGAGCUGUUCGCAGCCUUUAUUGCCGAAAACUACCCAAGCUCCCAGCUCCUCGGUAGUAGAGCCAUCCGAUACAUCCUCGGGCAGGAGUCGCGAAUCGGGGACUCAACCUCCAACGCGCGGUUGCUCACCGUGUCAACUGUCAUCCAUGAACUUCGGCAGGACAGCACAAUUUUGUUCGAGGAAGAGAAGCAGAACCUAUUCGUUGAAGAGGUCCGCGAGAUUGACAUCUGGUCGGGAGUGUUGAGCCAGCUGGCGCAUUCUUCCUAUAACGAACCCCUCCUCAAGGAGACAUUCCAAUGGGUCUGCGAAGGCCUAUCCUGUUUCUCAGAGACGCUUGCUAGCGAGAACGGCGAGGAUGGACUGAUUGGGUGGACGUCAAAGCCUGAGACCUAUAUCCUGGGAGUCCGGGUGAUCAGCCUUGCGAGUGUGAUGGUUUCCAAGGACUUUGCUGGUUCGGGGCUUCUAGGCGAGGGAAAGGCCGCCCUGAAGGAUAGACUGCUUACAUUGCUCGGUCGUGGGAAGGAGGGUUUGCUCCAUGUUGAUUUGGUUUCGCGGAUUCAGCUUGGGUUGGAGAGUUCAUAAACUGGGGAACACGAGGCGAGGAUAGACAAAAGUUUUAGACACGUUAGAUAUGAAGUUAUGUUAUGUUGUUCAUUGCAUCGCAAUCAGCCUGGGUGAUGGGAUGGUGGCUUUCGUCUGCGCAAGUUUUCCAAGUCGCUGGCUGGAUUCUGGUAACACAUCUUCCAACCAAGAAGUGUCCAGCUGCGAGAUCGAAGUCACUUAUACCAUCCUGAUAAUAAAAUUGAGAUGCAUUUAAUUC
This is a messenger RNA of Aspergillus ochraceoroseus IBT 24754, 5307 nucleotides long. RefSeq names its product THADA/TRM732 family protein. Gene Ontology annotation, cellular component: cytosol. Gene Ontology annotation, biological process: tRNA methylation. The record is from RefSeq and is a predicted model, not a curated record. The transcript has 10 exons. Bases 84 to 5069 code for a protein of 1661 amino acids. NCBI's taxonomy places the organism in Eukaryota, Fungi, Ascomycota, Eurotiomycetes, Eurotiales, Aspergillaceae.